This is a messenger RNA of Rhipicephalus sanguineus (brown dog tick), 1079 nucleotides long. RefSeq names its product sulfotransferase 1C2A. Gene Ontology annotation, cellular component: cytoplasm. Gene Ontology annotation, molecular function: sulfotransferase activity. Gene Ontology annotation, biological process: sulfation. The record is from RefSeq and is a predicted model, not a curated record. The transcript has a single exon. Bases 94 to 969 code for a protein of 291 amino acids. NCBI's taxonomy places the organism in Eukaryota, Metazoa, Arthropoda, Arachnida, Ixodida, Ixodidae.
GCUGAUAUCACGCCACGUCUGAGACCUUUCUGCCAGGUCAUUGAUGGUGUCAAGCGUUGCCCGCUGAUCACGAAAGAACGACUUGACGACAUUAUGAAAUUUGCACCUCAGGAAGGCGACAUACUGCAGCUGUCGUACCCAAAGACAGGGUCUCAUUGGAUUCAGUUCACUGUGCAGACCAUCAUACAGGAAGGCGAAGUAGUUGAGAGUUACGACGAUUUUACGGCAGUGACCUGCUUUCUCGACUACGUCGGCUUACAAGACUGGAAACGCCUUUCUUCGACACCUCUGGGCUUGUAUAUGUCCCACGUCCUCCCUCCGCUGAAAAAUUUCAAUUCAGAAGCAAGGUAUAUUUACAUAGCUCGAAACCCAUGGGACUGCUGCGUCUCCUUCUAUCACAUGGUGAAGGAGCUUGACAUCUACUCCUUCAAGGAGGGAUCUUUUGACGACUUCUUUGAGUGUUUUAUUGAAGGGGAUUUCGGCUAUGGCGAUUAUUUCGAGCACCUGCUUUACGGAUACGGACUCAGAAACAGGCCUAACGUGCUGUUUCUCACCUACGAAGAAAUGAAGACAGAUAGCCGAGGCACGGUGCUGCGCAUUGCACAUUUCAUCGGAAAGCAUUACGCGAAAGAAUUGGAAGAGAACAAUGAACUACUGGAAAAUUUGCUCAGCAAGCUAACAGUGGAACGUACAAAGGGUAUCUUAGUGCUCAACUUGGCUGGUCAUAAGAACCCAAAGAUCGAUGCCAAGAUCAAGGAGCGCAAUUUGACGGCGUCCGAAGGUUUUGAGGGAUGUCGCACUAGGCUUCCGUUUGUGAGAAAGGGUGAAAUUGGUGGUUGGAAAGACUAUUUUAGCUCAGAGCAACUAGUGCGCAUGGAAGAGACAAUUGUACGCAAGACCUCUGGCUCGGACGUAAUGGACAUCUGGGCUAAUAUGCGUGAAGAAGCGCGCCGCCUAUCCGUGAAGUGACCUUGUGCUCGCUCCAUAACGAACCAUGUAUGAGGAAAGAACAGAAUUGAAUGAGUAAGACAAACACUGUAUGAUUCAGUCCGGGGUAAUAAAAACCAAACAUGUAACCA